AUGGACGCCGACGAGAUGGACGUCGACCUCGACGGCGCCGGCGGGAUCGGCUCCCCACCCUCGGCCUCCCCCGCGUCCGCCUCCGGUUCCCUCCCCGCCGUCCUCUCCGAGCUCGCCGCCCUCCACCGCCCCGCGUCCUCCUCCUCCGCCACCUCCCCGCCCUUGUCCCUGCCCUCCAUCACGUUCCUCUCCUCCGGCCCCGCCGCCGUCGCGUCCAUCUUCCCCCGCCUCGCCGAGGCCGGCGUCCCUGCGUCCUCCUUGCUGCCCCCGCUCGAGGCCUCGCUCUCCGCGCACCCGCUCCCCGCCGCCGUCGCCUACCUCCGCCUCCUCCUCGCCCCGGCCUCCCCGCUCCUCACCCUCUUCUCCCCGCUCCCCUUCCUCUCCCUCCUCCUCGCCAUCCGCAAGGCCGCCGCCGCCGCGGCCGCCUCCGGCGCCGGCAGCGCCGCCUCCAACCCUAGCUCCGGUUCCGGCGCCGCCUCCAACCCCCGCAAGCGCAAGAACCAGCGCCAGAAGCCGCCGGCGGCCCCGCGGGCGGCGCAGUCGCUGCUCCCGAAGGCGCUCUCCCUGCUCGCCGACGCCGCGGGGAGGCUGCCGCUCGGGGCCCACCCGGACGCGCGGCGGUCGCUCGUCGACACCGCCGCGGAGCUCGCGGCGUUCGACGUCCUCGCCGCCGUCCUUGGAUCCGACUACCACGCCGGGGCGGUGCAGGACGUGAUACGCGCGCUGGCCCCGGUGGUGCUCUCGGCCACGAAAUCCGCGGCACGGGUGGCCGCGGUGCAGUUCCUCGUGAGGAAGUUGGUGCCUUUGGGUGGCGAGGAAGGGGAGGAAGCAGUUAGGAAGGCAGUGGGGUACCUUCCUAGGUACUUGGCCGCGAAGGCGCCGGACAAGGCGGAGGCCAGGGCACUGGCGGUGGAAGCCAUAGUCGAGGUGGUGCGGGCAUUGGAGGCAGAAGUAAGGGAGGGAUUUGCAGGGUAUGUUGUGGCCAUGGCAAGGGGCAAGGCAAAGGGACGACUGCUUGCUGUGGAUUUGGUCCUCGCCUUGCUCCCAGUGCUGUUACCAUCUGAAGGGGAUGACUGUGAUACAGAGGACUCUUGGUGGCUGAAGUUUUUGCUGCUGUUGGUGGAGAGGUGCUCAGAUAGCAUGGGAGGGGUUCGAGCUCGGGCGUUAACGAAUGCAGCCCAGGUGCUUGAUGUUUUGUCUGAGAGAGGUGUGGAGGUUGACCGGUUGCAGGAGGUGAUGAGGAUUGGGGACAUGGGGCUUGGGGAAUUGCUGAGACGACGCUGCACGGAUGAUAAGGCUGCUGUGAGGAAGGCUGUGCUUGUGCUCAUCACAAAGGCAAUCGGUUUGAUUGGGAGACCCAUGGAUGAGUCUCUUCUUUGUGCAAUGGGCACUGCAUGCUCUGAUCCAUUAGUCAGCAUCCGCAAGGCUGCUCUUGCUGCCAUCUCAGAGGUGUUUAGGAAAUUUCCUGAUGAGAAAGUGAUGAAAGAGUGGCUUCAGGCUGUGCCUCCACUGGUGAUUGAUAGUGAGACAAGCAUCCAGGAGGAAUGUGAAAACCUGUUCCUUGAACUGGUGCUUAACAGGAUCUGCCAAGCUGCCAAAUCGAAACUAGAUGAUGAUUCCAUCACCUUGGAGGAAGUUUUCCCUGAAGGGACACUGGAAUUGCUGAAAAGCAUCUGUGAUGGAGAGGUUGCUCCAUGCAUAAAGAAGAUAUGUGCAAGCCUUGGGAAGAAGAAGAAGCUGAAACCACUACUUGCUAGCUCACUGCAGAACAUCAUAACACUAUCUGAAUCCUUGUGGUCGAGAAAUUGUAAGCCAAUCGAAAAUUGGACUGCACCUAUUGGGUCCUGGUGGCUUCUUUCUGAAGUCUCAUCAUUCGCGCCAAAAUCAGUUGACUGGAAGUUCCUCUCCCACCACUGGAAACUCCUUGACAAUGUUGGCCAAGACGACAGAGGUAAAGCUUGUUCUCAAGUGGAACCAAACUCUGCGCUCUGGGCAGUCAAUCGUGUGUCACUCUUGCAAACCAUUUCAAAUGUCUCCAUGGAGCUGCCUGUGAAACCUGCAGCAGAAUUGGCACAGAGCUUGCUCACAAGGAUUGAGGAUUUUGAUAUGAACCUGAGUGAGGUUGAUGCGCAUGUAAAAGCACUGAAAACUUUAUGUAAAAGGAAAGCAAAAUCAGCUAAUGAGGGUGAUGCACUGAUCCUGAAGUGGGCGCAGCAACUUAUCUGUAGUGCUUUUGACAUCCUUGACCAGUACAUAAAAGAGGCAUCCGAAUCAGCCAGGGGUCACAGUUUCGUUACUCCUAUGACUGGCAAACGCAAGGGAAUGAAACAGACAUCUGCAUCAAAGUCAACAUUACGUGCAGUUGUUGCUGUGUUCACUGUUGGAUCACUGAUCCUAGCUUGUCCUACUGCUGAUGUGAAGGACAUCACCCUUUGCUACACACAAUUUUACAUGUCAAAAAUAACAAAAUCACUCCGUGAUACCUGUGAAGUAGUACGGAGACAAACAUUUAUCCUACUCUCUAAGUUGCUGCAGAGGGACUAUGUAAAGUGGAGAGGGGUUCUCUUCCUUCGGUUUCUGCCAUCUUUAGUUGACGAGUCUGAGAAGAUUAGGCAUUUGGCUGAUUACCUUUUUGGGAACAUCUUAAAAGCUAAAGCGCCACUCCUUGCAUAUAAUAGUUUUAUUGAAGCUAUAUAUGUUCUAAAUGAUUGCACUGGACAUGGUGUAUAUAGCGACUCUCAGUCUCAGGGAAGUUCAGAUGGAAGACCUGCCCUUUUUGCAAUUCGUGGCACUGACGAAAGAUCGAGAUCAAAACGAAUGCACAUUUAUGUCUCUUUGCUGAAACAAAUGGCACCAGAGCACCUUUUAGCCACGUCGGCCAAGUUAUGUGCUGAGAUCUUGGCAGCUGUUUGUGAUGGAUUGCUCAGUGUUGAUGAUGCUGGUGGAAGGGCUGUACUUCAGGAUGCUCUGCAGAUACUGGCUUGCAAGGAGAUGCGCAUCCACCCCAACAUCUUGUCAGAUAAUUCCGAGAUGGACGAGGAAGGCGGCGAGGGCGGGGCAACGGCCAGCGCGCUCCUGGCGGCCAAAGGGAGGGCGGUGACCCAGGUCGCGAAGAAGAACCUGAUCCAGAUCGCAGUCCCGAUCUUCAUCGAGCUGAAGCGGCUGCUGGAGAGCAAGAACAGCCCGCUGAUCGGGUGCCUGAUGGAGUGCCUGCGCGCCCUGCUCAAGGACUACAAGAACGAGAUGGAGGAGAUCCUGGUGGCGGACAAGCAGCUCCAGCGUGAGCUCCUCUACGACAUGCAGAAGUACGAGGCAGGCAAGGGGAAGGGCAAGGCUGCCGCGCAGGCCGAGGCCGAGGCUGGUCCCAGCGGCACCGGCAGGUCCCCUGCUGGUGAAUCUGCGAGAGCCACUGUCAGGUCGGUGCUGAAGGAGGUGAACCUGAAGGCGCCGACGCCGCCGCUGCACUCGAUGAGCGUGCCCAAGGUGAAGUCCAUUCUGGGCAGUGCUGGGCCGGGCUCUCUGCGCCCCGAUGUCCUGGAGUCGGUCAGGCGGCUUCAGCCGUUUGAGUCGGACGAUGAGAGUUAG
This is a messenger RNA of Miscanthus lutarioriparius, 3585 nucleotides long. NCBI's taxonomy places the organism in Eukaryota, Viridiplantae, Streptophyta, Magnoliopsida, Poales, Poaceae. The record is from the annotation of a GenBank genome assembly.